Ciona intestinalis (vase tunicate) is the source of this 1591-nucleotide messenger RNA. Its product is annotated as endoplasmic reticulum-Golgi intermediate compartment protein 2. Gene Ontology annotation, cellular component: endoplasmic reticulum; COPII-coated ER to Golgi transport vesicle; membrane. Gene Ontology annotation, biological process: retrograde vesicle-mediated transport, Golgi to endoplasmic reticulum; endoplasmic reticulum to Golgi vesicle-mediated transport. The record is from RefSeq and is a predicted model, not a curated record. NCBI's taxonomy places the organism in Eukaryota, Metazoa, Chordata, Ascidiacea, Phlebobranchia, Cionidae.
CUUGGACGCGUUUCCAAAAGUACCUGAACUUUGCAUUGAGACGAGCACAAGAGGCGGUACAAUUACGUUGAUUACAACAGCAGUAAUUACUUUUCUUGUGCUUUCUGAAAUCAUAUAUUACUUUAACGUCACGUUUCGUUACGAUUACCAAGUUGAUGUUGAUUUUGAUUCAAAAGUUUGGCUUAAUUUUGACAUCACAGUUGCUACACCUUGUACUUUGAUUGGAGCAGAUGUUUUAGAUGUUACUGGGCAAGCUACUGUGUUUGAAAAUGAGGUGUAUGAGGAGCUUACAUUUUUCCGGCAAUCAAACACUGCAGCUGCUCAAAGGAAAGCUCUGCUUAGAAUGAAAGAAGAACUACUUACACCUGAGAAUGGAAAGAAAAUGAGUGAAAUAACUUUACAGUCAAACUUUAACCCAAACUUGAUGUUUAAAAACAGAAAGUUGGAUAAUGUAGGGAUAAAAAUGGAUGCUUGUAGGUUUUAUGGGAAUCUUCCGUUAAAUAAAGUUGCAGGCAACUUCCAUAUAGUAGCUGGUAAGCCAAUCCAGAUGUUUGGUGGUCACGCCCAUCUUUCCAUGAUGUUUUCACCCAUCCCAUAUAAUUUCUCGCAUAGAAUUGACCAUUUUUCAUUUGGAAACAUGAAGACUGGUUUCAUCAAUGCUUUGGAUGGAGAUGAAAGAGUUACAUCAUCUGAAAGUUAUAUUUUUCAAUAUUACUUGGAUGUCGUCUCCACGAAGAUAAAUUCUCGUCGAAUAACGACCGAUACUUUUCAGUUCUCAGUGUCUGAACAAUCUCGUGCAUUGGACCAUGCCAGUGGUAGCCAUGGACAACCUGGUGUAUUUUUCAAAUACAAUUUCUCACCACUUUCUGUUAUGAUAACUGAACAGAAAAUGCCGUUUUAUCGCCUGCUUGUAAGACUAUGUUCUAUAGUUGGAGGAAUUUUCGCUACUUCUCAUGUAUUGAAUGCCCUGCUAGGCUGCCUGCCUGGAUUUACUAAGCAGAGUGAAUCAAGUAAAUUAAUUACUAAUCCACCUGCUGCAGAAAAACCAAUGCCUACUGUUAGCUUAAAAGAAAUACCUGAGCCAGAGUCCCCAUUUCAAACUGUAAGCCUUGAUAAUAAUACGUGAACCCUUAUUCUUACCCCACCCACUGUACGCUUUUUAUUUUAUUUUACCCAUUUUUCCGAUUGCGCCAUGUAUUUUGGGAGAAUAUUUACGUUUUAAUUUGUCAGAUGCUGCUAGAGAUUUUUUCAUUCGUGUGUUUAAUAUUUGUAUUCUCAAUUGCAAAACUGUCAGUGAUAUGUGAAUUGCACCAUGGUGGUUAAGAUAAAAAAAGGCCACCUUAAAUCCUCAUUCUGCAUGUAUAUUGCCAUCUUUUAUUUUCACCCAAAACAUUAGAAUUCUGAUAUUAUGUUAUUCAAGUAUAUCUUUCAUUACUGAGUGAUGACCACAAACUUUUUACUAAUGCGAUACAAAACAUCUUAUGUUUAUUUUAUUUCUAUGUUUGGCAUCACUUUUCGUUUUAUUUUGCCAAAGGUGCCAAAUUAGAGCAAUUCUUCUACUGUAUAACACCAACUUUGUUUCUUUACCCAG